UACAUACGUACAAUCAGUUAUCUGUCGAUUAAAUUUCGUGAAACAUCUAGCGUGAAUGUAUCAAUUUCGGAUUCAUUUGUGAUUUGUAGUGUCGUGGAGUAAAUAAUAAUUGUUUGGUUCUCCUGCAACAAAGGAAACUAAGAGAACGUUCGUAAAUGUGGUCUCGUUUGCAAUGAAUUUGAGUAAUGAUGUCCAGCUGAUGCGUUUUAACAUAUUUGACAGUUGAAAUUGCGUAAUUGUUGUCAGUAUAUUUCAUAUGACCACUUAUUACGCUUAACUCAUCUAAAUUGCCGUGUAGGAUGUUCGAUUUGGAUAACUUAUUCCGUUUAGAUCAUUACGUGGGUCCCCGACCUCUUUCAGAAUUGUGUUUGCAAGUGAUCUGCAAGAAUUUAGAUCUUAUUUCGGUGAAGGAUGAGUAUGGCAAUCGACACCUCUUGAAAGAUGUGGUUUUACCACACGAAAUAUGCGAUAAAUUAUUUAUAGAAUACUUCGAAAUCAAUCCUGCUGCAAAUCCUAACAACUUCUUCACAAUAUUCCAAGAUACACGGUAUACUAAACUCAAACAUGUCAAAGUUGGACCCCUUAUACCUGAUAGUUUAUUUCGGAUUCUCACGAGUCAUAAACUUGCGAAAUUAGAAUUUACAUGUUGUCCUAUUAUAAGAAAAUCAUAUAUUGAAAACAUAAAUCGAAAUGCAGAAAAUUUAUAUACUUUGAUAUUUCGUAAAAGUGUAGGCUCCAUCCCAGUAACGCUCACAGAAUAUUAUGAAAGAGGAUAUGUAUUUAAAGUACCAAAUCUAAGGAUUUUAACUUUGGAAUAUGCUAGAAUUUGUGCUUCAAAAUAUAAGAUCCUGUUGAAUGGAUUAACAAAUUUAACACACUUGGAUUUGUCCUAUAGCUUUGAUGUGGGCACUUUUGAUUUCUACACUGAAGUGCCCAAUUUAAUAUCUUUAGUUUUAUAUAAUGUUAAGAUUACAUCUCAAGCCGAAGCUUUUGUUAACAAUAUUUGUAAUUUAAAAAAGUUGAGGCAUUUGGAUAUUUCUCAAAUUCAUCUACAAGAUGGGAUUUUUACAAACCCUACCAAACUCUUGUCUGAGAUCAUAAAUGGUUUACCCCAACUGACCUCUUUGGAUAUUAGUGGCACAAAUUUAGCAGGAACGAAAGUAGAUGAUUGUGGAAACCAACUAUCUGAAAGUUCUGAAAGAUAUAAUAAUACUGUUUGUGAUAUACCAGGUCUUGCUUCAAGAAUAAAUAGACCUUUAGAAUUUUUAGGACUCUAUGGGGUAUUUACUGAUACACCUUGCACUCAAAACAAUAUUCCAGCAAAAUUGAUUGCAGGAACUGCGAAUGAAGAUCAAAUACUGGUUGCUGUUCACGUUUAUAUGAAUAGCAAAGAAGAUUUAAUGUCAAACGUAAUAAGUGAUUUAUAUCACAUGUACAGAUAUGAAAAUUGUCACAGAAUGGAUCAGGCACUGUGUGCAGUAUUAGAAGCUAUGGAGAAAUAUCCUACUCAAGAGGACAUACAAAUACCUGGGAGCGCAGCACUAUUUUAUAUUGUAAAAAUGAAAAAAAACGACAAAUUAGAUACAAAAUUGAAAAAAAGAAUUGUUGGCACUCUUCUGACUGGAAUGUCCAUCCACAGAGAUCAACAAUGUAUGAUGCGCAAUGGUUGUUUAACGCUAUAUCAAUUUCGAUUACCACAGGAUGUGCGAUCACACUAUGAAUUAUUGGUGAAGCUGCUUUUGUAUUUAGUUGAACGAACGGCACAUGAAAGUUAUGUACAACGUAUUGGAAUAUUCCUUUUGAAUACCUUGGCAUGUAAAGUAACAGGCAGAGAAAAACGUCUAUUGGGCAACUUAGGUUGCAUCAAAAUACUACUCGAAUUGAUACGCUACAGGGUUGAAUCUGAAAUCUACGACUACGUUAUGGAAAUAGCAUGGUCAACUUUGUGGAAUGUAACUGACGAAACUCCGAUAAAUUGUCAACGUUUUUUUGAUGAAAAUGGCAUGCUAUUAUUUUAUAGAUGUGUCGUGCAGUAUUCUCAGAAAGAAGAGCUACUUAAAAAUAUGUUAGGACUACUUGGUAACCUAGCUGAAGUACGAGGUCUUAGGGUUCACCUAAUGCAUCCACCUUAUAUGAGUGUUUUCACGUGUUUGAUGCGUACUGUCGGAUUAAGCAUUGAGAUACCAUAUAAUGCUGUUGGUAUUUUGGCUCACAUAGCAUCUGAUGGUGUUGAGGCAUGGAAAAGUUUAAUCGGAAUAGAGAAAUUUAAUCGGGACGAUGUCCUUGAACUUAUGGCUGAGGCCAUUGAACGAUGGGAUAUAUCUUCAGAACGUAAUAUUAAUUAUCGCUCAUUUGAACCUUUGUUACGUCUAGUGGAUGUAUAUCAUACGCCACAAUGUCAGCAUUGGGCAGUUUGGGCUCUUGCUAAUCUUACAACUGUUUAUCCCGACAAAUAUUGCAUGUUACUUAUACGAGAAGGAGGCUAUGAGAAAUUAGAAACAUUAAUUUCCCAUCCAAGACCGUACGAGCGUAUAAAAGAACUUGCCCGUAUUGUAAUCGAAAAUUGUGAUAAUUACACCGGUAAAAAUUUUGUAAAAUCGUUCAUAAAUGAAGAUUCUAUAUACAGUUCAGAUGGUUCGGACGUUGAAAAUUAAAUUUCAAUUAUUAUGUCAUGCGUGCAAACGUAUUAAAGAUGUUAACUGAAAGAUAUUAAUUAGUUGAUACAAAAUAUUUUUGAUGUUUAUGACCAAUCUUUAUAAAUUAUAUUUGAGUUCAAUACCUUUUUCUUUUAUGUACAUAGCUACGCUGUAUCAUAAUAAGAACAGGCUAGAAUUAGACUGAAAUUAUACUUACCCAUCUAUGCAUUAAUUAAGGUUUGACACUUUAAGCUUGCAUUAAGUUUCUUACAUAGGCGUGUGAAUUCUUUGUAGAUAUUUGUAUCAUAAAUAACUUUUUUCAGUUGCCAUUAAUUUUUAUUUGAUGAACAAGUUUCAAAAUGGAGGAAUAGAUUAUAUAUUAAUGUCCGUAUAAAACGAAAAUGAUGUAACAUAAAUUAGAUUUCAAAUUUUUACAUCUCCAUCAUUAAAAUUGAUGUUGCUUAGAAUAAUGCCAACACGUAAAAUUAAGUCGUAAAACGAUCUUCAUAACGUAAAAUAAAUUUGUAAGUCUCAAGCAUUACUUAAACACAAUAUUGGCAACAGAGCUGCGUGAAUUUAUAAUUGUUAUAUAUCGUAACCGUUAUGUAAUAUUAAUAAUAUACGUGUGCAAUAAAUUGCAGGACUUAA
This is a messenger RNA of Ceratina calcarata, 3284 nucleotides long. Its product is annotated as protein zer-1 homolog. Gene Ontology annotation, cellular component: Cul2-RING ubiquitin ligase complex. NCBI's taxonomy places the organism in Eukaryota, Metazoa, Arthropoda, Insecta, Hymenoptera, Apidae. The transcript has 9 exons. The coding region runs from base 300 to 2654 and encodes 784 amino acids. The record is from RefSeq and is a predicted model, not a curated record.